UCAGCAUUGGUUUCUAUUUUCUCUCCACCAUCGUCGUUAUUGUUUUGUCUCGCAGUGUUGAGAAAUUUUCUCGGUUGUUUUGUUUCAUUUCUCUGUUCAAAUUUAUUGGCGUAUCUGAUCAGAUUCUUCAGUUGUUUGCAUAUCCUCAUAUUCAUCAAGAUCUGUGACUGUGACGGAAAUUGAGAUCUGUUGGUGUUUCUUUUUGUAUUUUAGGUAGGUGGAUUUGUUCGAAAUGGGAAGACUAUUCGUGAUAGACCUCGAAGGACAAAUAUAUAGCUGCAAGCAUUGCCAGACACAUUUCGCAGUUGCCGAUGAUCUACUCUCAAAGUCAUUUCACUGCAAGCAUGGAAGGGCCUAUCUUUUCGAAAAUGUUGUCAAUGUGACGGUUGGAGAGAGGGAGCAUCGCAUCAUGAUGACUGGUUGGCAUACUGUAGCUGAUAUCUUCUGCGUUAGCUGUGGCUCUCUUGUUGGCUGGAAAUACGAAAUUGCAUAUGAGAAGUCUCAGAAGUACAAGGAAGGAAAAUUUAUCAUAGAAAGGUUUAAAGUGCUUGGACCCGAUGGAGACGGAUACGACAUGAACCAGGACGAGCCGAUGAUUGGAAGCGACGAAGAAGAGUAAAAAUUGGAUUCUCUUUUCUUUUACGAGCCAAACAUUGGAGUUAAUUAGCAUGUGGUCAAUGCAAAUUUCGACAUUUUUUCGGGUAAGCGUACAGAAGAAACCAAAUAUUCAUAUGAUAAAUAAAUUUA
Messenger RNA from Eutrema salsugineum, 747 nucleotides. RefSeq names its product protein yippee-like At3g08990. The record is from RefSeq and is a predicted model, not a curated record. The coding region runs from base 233 to 619 and encodes 128 amino acids. Gene Ontology annotation, cellular component: ubiquitin ligase complex. NCBI's taxonomy places the organism in Eukaryota, Viridiplantae, Streptophyta, Magnoliopsida, Brassicales, Brassicaceae. The transcript is spliced from 5 exons.